This is a messenger RNA of Magnolia sinica, 3311 nucleotides long. RefSeq names its product glutamate receptor 3.7-like. Gene Ontology annotation, cellular component: plasma membrane. Bases 417 to 3146 code for a protein of 909 amino acids. The transcript is spliced from 8 exons. The record is from RefSeq and is a predicted model, not a curated record. Lineage: Eukaryota; Viridiplantae; Streptophyta; Magnoliopsida; Magnoliales; Magnoliaceae. Gene Ontology annotation, molecular function: glutamate-gated receptor activity.
CAAUUUGCUGUGGUUACCACGAGGCUUUGAGGUUUUAUUUUUAUUUAUAUUUUAUGCAUUAUAAAUUUAAAAAAAAUCUUGUAGUUAGAGAAGAAAGCUGCAAUUUCAAUUGGGUUUUUGUCUGAUCAUGAAUCAGAGGCCUUAAGGGAUCUUUUAUUUGAGUAGUUGCAAAAGAAGGCUGCCAAACAAAUUGCAAAAGAAAGCUGCAAUUUCAAAUGGGUAGUUGCCUGUUCAUGAAGCAAAGGCCUUAUAAGGUUAGGUGCAACUUUCCAUUGGAAAAUCCAUGUCUGCCACGUUCUUUUUCUAUGCUAUUUUGAUGUUGUUGCAGAAAGGAGGCUGUAAAUCCAUGGAAAAUGGAAUGGGUGUUUGGAUGAACUGAUUGGGCUUUUGUUUCUGGAUCUGUUGAAGCUUCAGUUAUGGGAGUUACUCUGUUUGUAUCAGUUUCCGUUUUGAUCUGGGCCCUUAUCGGUUGUGUUGAUUCCCGAAGACCUGAUGUUGUGAACAUUGGUGCCGUUUUUACUUACAAUUCAACGAUUGGGAUGGUUGCGAAGGUGGCCAUUGAAGCAGCCGUGGCCGAUGUCAAUGCAGAUUCAAGCAUUCUCAGUGGGACCAAACUGAAUUUGACCAUGGAGGAUUCAAAUUGUAACGUUUUCACUGGAGCUGUUGGAGCUUUACAGGUACUGGAGAAUGGUGCUGUGGCGGUACUUGGGCCGCAGUCCUCCUCAAUUGCUCAUAUGAUUUCUUUUAUAGCUGAUGGACUCCAAGUACCACUCGUAUCCUUUGCGGCCACUGACCCAACUCUGUCUGCGCUUCAAUUCCCCUUCUUCCUCCGCACAGCACUGAGCGACUCUUACCAAAUGACCGCCAUGGCCGAUUUGAUUGCUCACUAUAACUGGCGGGAAGUAAUUGCCAUUUUUGUGGAUGAUGAUCACGGGAGGAACGGGAUAGCCUUUCUAGAAGACAUACUUGCGAAGAGAAUGGCAAGGAUCCAUUCUAAGAUAGCUUUGCCAGUUCAUGCACCUCGUAGUUAUCUCAUGAAUAAACUGAAGGAAUCCAAAUUGAUUGGCCCACGCGUUUAUGUCGUCCAUGUGAAUCCUAAUAUGGGGCUUGAGAUUUUAUCGGUAGCUCAUCAACUUGAAAUGGUGACCGUUGACUAUGCAUGGCUGGUGACUGAUUGGCUUUGUACUGCUUUAGAUUCUUCCCAAGCUUUUGAUCGUAAUCUUCUGCAAGGAGUAGUAGGCUUUCGCCAACAUUUUCCAGAAUCAUCCCGCAAAACUGCUUUUGUGUCGAGGUGGAGGGAAUUGAUUGGAAAAGGUACCGUAAGUUCGACAUUGAAUGCAUAUGGGUUUUAUGCAUAUGACACGGUUUGGGUGGUUGCUCAUGCUAUUGACAAGUUCCUCAACGAGAAUGGGAAUAUUUCUUUCUCAUAUAACGAUAAGUUAGACAUUUUUCAAGGCACGAAGCUGCAUCUAGAAAAGCUCAAAGUCUUUGAUGGUGGGAAACUGCUAUUUGAGAAAUUACUCCAAACGAGUUUCACAGGUUUGACGGGUCCCGUUCAUUUUGAUCAUGAUCAUAACCUCAUGAAUGGUUCUUAUGAGGUCGUUAAUGUCGAUCGCACAGUGAUCCGUAGGGUUGGUUACUGGUCUAAUUUUUCGGGUCUGUCGGUUUUACCUCCCGAGAGAUUGAAUGGCAAACCACAGAACAGUGUUAGCUCGGAUCAGCAGCUUGGGCAGGUUACAUGGCCUGGUGGAAAGACAGAGAAGCCACGGGGUUGGGUGCUUGCAACCAAUGAAAGACCAUUGAUCAUUGGAGUGCCGAAAAGAGCCAGUUUUGUCGAAUUUGUGAUAGUAAGAAAUGACACCGGUGACAUCGAAGGAUACUGUAUUGAUGUGUUUAAGGAGGCGCAGAAAUUACUUCCUUAUCCUCUCCCAUACAAGUUCGUGCCUUUCGGGGAUGGCCGGACCAAUCCCAGUUAUGAUGAGCUCGUGCAUAGGGUUCAAACAGAGGAAUUUGAAGCAGCUGUUGGAGACAUUACAAUUGUUACGAACCGUACGAAAAUUGUGGAUUUCACUCAGCCUUAUAUUGCUACUGGUCUCGUGAUCGUGGCUCCCAUCAAAAGUUCAAAGUCAAGUGCUUGGGUUUUUCUCCAACCAUUUACAGUGGAAAUGUGGUGUGUCACUGGAGCAUUCUUCUUCCUAAUCGGAUUUGUUAUUUGGCUUCUUGAGCAUCGGACAAACGAUGAUUUCCGUGGCCCACCAAGGCAACAGUUCAUAACCAUGCUCCUGUUUAGCUUCUCAACGCUGUUUAAGACAAACCAAGAAGAAACUUUGACCACUCUUGCACGCAUGGUGAUGAUGGUAUGGCUUUUCCUGUUGAUGGUGAUCACGUCGAGCUACACGGCCAGCUUGACUUCGAUCCUUACAAUCCAACAGCUGUCAUCGCCGAUCACAGGGAUUGAUAGUUUGAUAGCAAGCAACGAGCGCAUUGGAUAUCAAGUGGGAUCUUUUGCUCGGAGUUAUAUGAUAGAGAGUCUUAACAUACCUCAAUCAAGGCUCGUGGUACUUGACAACCCAGAAGAAUAUGAAAGAGCACUGCGGCUUGGACCAAAGGUUGAAGGGGGUGUAGCUGCAAUUGUAGACGAGCUUCCAUAUGUAGAACUCUUUCUGUCGAAGAGGGAUGGUUUUGGCAUCAUUGGGGAUAUGUUCACCAAGAGCGGAUGGGGAUUUGCUUUCCAGCGAGAUUCUCCCCUUGCUGUAGACAUGUCUAGUGCAAUCCUGAGACUGUCUGAGAACGGGAAGCUUCAGGAGUUGCACGAGAAGUGGUUUUGUAAUGGGAUGAGCUGCGAAAUCCAACAAAACCGUCGAGGAUCUGACCCCAACCAGCUCCAUAUAAACAGCUUCUGGGGACUCUUUCUCCUCUGUGGGGUCGCCACCCUCAUCGCGUUUUUCGUGUUUCUACUACGAUCGGUCCGUCAAUUUGCUCGCUACAGACGGAAAGAAAGAGUUCACUCUAACAUGCCGGAAGUAUCGACAAGGGCUAGCUUUUCACAGGUCAUCUACCGCUUCUUUGACUUCAUUGACGAGAAAGAAGAAGCUAUAAAGAACAUGUUCAAGCAGCACGAGAGUACUGAGCCUCAGGUAAGCUGAUCGAUAGUAUGAUCUCUCUGUCCAUGGCUUUGGUCAGCUUUUUUCUUUAAGUGUACAUACAAAGUUUCAUUAUCUGAAGAGUAUUUUGUCAUAAAUUAUCAGAUCGAGAUUGUCUUUAGAAGAUCAUGUAGAAUAUGAACUGAUAUAUAUAUAUAUAUAUAUAUG